GAGGCGUGCUGCACAUUGGUCGGGCUACUUUUCUGACGACACACCAACAAUCGCCAACCUGUGGAUAGGGCGCGCGCCGUGCUCCGUUGUCUCCACUGCCACCCUCUCCCCUCUUGACACCGAGCCCGACCCCUAGGAAAUCCAGGACGCAUGAACUGGGAGAGGGUGCCGGUUCGAUUCCCGCACGGAGGAGAGGAACCGAAAGAAAGUUGAGGGGGUCGUGCGCCACCUCCGCUUCAUGAAUGGCCGGAACAUGGAGGAGAUGCCAUUCGAAAGAGUCAAGACCCGGCGGAGGAAGGGUCACUGCCCGGCCGGUGCACCCCUGGGCGCCAUCGCCUGCGAGGACGAGUUCAACAGCCAGGAGCUGGAGGCUCUCUUCCAGAACUACAACCUGAAGCUGGAGCAGACCGCCACCCUCAAAGCGCUGGCGGUGCUCAUCGUGGCCACGUCGUCGCUGUCCCUGGUGGAGCUGCUGUCCAGCCCGCGUCUCACCUUGUCCAAGGGCUCCUACCCCGUGCACUGCGUGGUGUUCCUGUCGCUGUUCAUCGUCACCAACGUCAAAUACCUGCAGGUGACGCAGCUGCAGCAGAUCGCGAAGCUGGCGCUGCUGUUCAGCUUCACCUUCGCGCUGCUCUGCUGUCCGUUCCCGCUGGCGCUCGGCACGUCGGAGCUGUUGAGCGCCGCUGCCCCUGAGCAAGGCGUGUGGCAGCUCAUGCUGGUCACCCUCGUGGCUUACGUGCUGCUGCCGGUGCGGACGCUGCUGGCGGUGCUGUUCGGGGUGAUGCUGGCCGCAUCCCACUUCAUUGUCAUAGCGACGUCGUUCCCGGGAAGGAAACAGAAGCUGUGGAGACCGCUGGUGGCCAACGCCGUGCUCUUCACCAGCGUCAACUUGUCCGGGGUGUUUGUGAGGAUUCUCACCGAGCGCACCCAGAGGAAAGUCUUCCUGCAAGCCCGCAACUGCAUCGAGGAGCGGCUGAGGCUGGAGGAUGAGAACGAGAAGCAGGAGCGUCUGCUAAUGAGCCUACUUCCCAGGAAUGUUGCCAUGGAGAUGAAGGAGGACUUCCUGAAGCCGCCUGAGCGGAUCUUUCACAAGAUCUACAUCCAACGUCAUGACAAUGUCAGCAUCCUGUUUGCGGACAUUGUGGGUUUUACCAGCUUGGCGUCUCAGUGUACUGCCCAGGAACUGGUCAAACUGCUCAACGAACUCUUUGGCAAGUUUGAUGAGCUGGCUACAGAGAAUCACUGCAGGCGGAUAAAGAUCCUGGGGGACUGUUACUAUUGUGUGUCUGGACUGACCCAACCCAAGGCAGACCACGCCCACUGCUGUGUGGAGAUGGGACUGGACAUGAUUGACACAAUAGCGUCGGUAGUGGAGGCGACGGAGGUGGAUCUGAACAUGCGUGUCGGUCUGCACACAGGGCGGGUGCUGUGUGGCGUGCUGGGCCUCAGGAAAUGGCAGUAUGACGUCUGGUCAAACGAUGUCACACUGGCAAAUGUGAUGGAGGCUGGAGGCCUGCCUGGCAAGGUGCACAUCACAAGGACCACCCUGGAGUGUCUGAACGGAGACUACGAGGUGGAGCCGGGCUUCGGCCACGAGAGACAUGCCUUCCUUCAGAAACAUCACAUAGAGACAUUUUUCAUCGUGCCAUCACACAGACGCAAAAUCUUUCCAGGUCUCAUUCUGUCAGACAUCAAACCAGCCAAGAGGAUGAAGUUCAAGACGGUGUGCUACCUGCUGGUGCAGCUGAUGCACUGUCGGAAGAUGUUCAAGGCCGAGAUCCCCUUCUCCAACGUCAUGACCUGCGAGGAUGACGACAAGCGGCGAGCCCUGAGGACUGCGUCAGAGAAGCUGAGGAGUCGGACGUCCUUCUCGGGCGCCGCCGUGCAACACUCGCCGGGAACACGAGUCAACCGCUACAUUGGGCGGCUCAUCGAGGCGCGGCAGACCGAGUCCGAGACAACAGACCUCAACUUCAUCACCCUGUUCUACAGGAGCAGAGACAGGGAGCGCAGGUAUCAUCAGGUGUAUGACGACCAUUUCAUCAGUGCGGUGGUUCUCUCUCUGAUCCUUGCUGCCCUGUUUGGCCUUAUCUAUUUGCUAAUGAUCCCGCAGGGGAUGCUGGUGCUGCUGCUGCUGGUGCUGUGUGUGUGUUUCCAUGUGGCCUGUGUCAUGUAUCUGCAUCUCACCAGUGUUCAGUGCCAACCGGGUUGCCUCACUAUCCAGAUCCGAACAGUGCUGUGUGUCUUCCUCGUUCUGCUAACCUACUCUGUUACACAGGCCUGUGUGGUCGGCUGUGUUCCUUGGGGGAUAUUUGGGACAAACUCCAGCCUCUCAGUGGAGGACGUCCCUGCAGACGACAACAGCACGGUAUCGGACAGAGCUUGUACCAACAUGGCGUACGCGCUGCUAUCCUGCGUAGCCGGCACCCUCACUCUUGUCCCCUACCUCCGGGUCUCCUCGCUCCCCAAGAUCCUACUGCUCCUCCUCCUCUCUGUCACCUACACGGUCGUAAUGGAGACCAGUGGCUAUCGCCAAGCUGUGGGAGGAGGGUUUUUACACACACGCGGGUAUGAUCCUGUGCUGGCUGCCUUGCUGUUUUCUGGAGCUCUGGCUCUGCAUUCAAGACAGCUGGACUUAAAGCUGCGGCUCGACUAUCUCUGGGCUACUCAGGCAGAGGAGGAGAGAGGGGACAUGGAGAAGGUGAAGCUGGACAACAAGAGGAUCCUGUUCAACCUGCUGCCAGCCCAUGUGGCUCAGCACUUCCUCAUGUCAAACCCCAGGAACAUGGAUCUCUACUACCAGUCCUACGCUCAGGUCGGGGUGUUGUUCGCAUCAAUCGCCAACUUCAACGACUUCUACAUUGAGCUGGACGGGAACAACAUGGGCGUCGAGUGUCUCAGGCUGCUCAAUGAGAUCAUCGCUGACUUUGAUGAGCUGAUGGACAGAGAGUGCUACAGGGAUAUUGAGAAAAUCAAGACUAUUGGCAGUACAUACAUGGCUGCAGUAGGGCUGGUUCCUACAACUGCCUCCAAGGUAAAAAAGUCCAUCACCUCACAUUUAUGCACAGUGUCAGAUUUUGCCAUCGAUAUGUUUGACGUCCUGGAUGCCAUCAACUACCAGUCUUACAAUGACUUUGUCCUCAGAGUAGGUAUCAAUGUAGGACCAGUGGUGGCUGGAGUGAUUGGAGCCAGAAGACCUCAGUAUGACAUCUGGGGAAACACAGUGAAUGUAGCUAGCAGAAUGGACAGCACUGGAGUACAAGGAAAGAUACAGGUGACAGAAGACGUUCAUCGUCUCAUCACAGACUACUACAACUUUGUCUGCCGGGGCCAGGUCAGCGUGAAGGGCAAAGGUCAGAUGCUCACAUACUUUCUGGAAGGGCGCAGGCAGGGCAGCAAGCCGUCUCACAUCCAACAGCAGCCCGGGAACCCUGACCGGCGCUCCAGUGCGUUCACCCAGGGCAGCGUGUGCACCAGGCUGAGCCCCGCCCCCACGGUGACCACAUACGCUACCAGUAGGACCCCGAGCCCGAGCACGGCCAAGCCGACCACCUCCACCAGCAUCACCAGGUACCUGCCCGCUGUCCCCACAGCAACAGUGUGACAGAUGUUGUCUUCAUGGUGAUCAUGGAAAACAAGAAAAAUGAGAGUGGAGGUGGGGGAAUAACAGGGAUGGCAACAAGAUAAACAGCAGGAAAGAGAGUUUAUUAAAAGAGGAAAUGCCAACCUCCACUCUUCAACUACUGUCUGUAGCAGGCAGCUGAUCGUCCAAUGGGAGGCCUGGAUUCAGGCCUGGACUUGGUUUAGGGCUGGAGUCUAAGGCGACCUCGAUAGGACUCCACACUUGAGCCCUGUUUGUUGUUUCACGCCGCGGGGUGUCAUGAACAGGAUGCUCUAGCCACGUUGCUCUGUAACCAAUCAAAGGCCAAGGGUGUCUCCACAAAACUGUUUCCACAAACUAAAUCAGCAUCGAAUUAAAAACAAUUGCACAAUUGAUAGUGUAGCACGCAAGCCUCUUGCAACAACAAUCACAUCCAGAAAUUCCUUUAACAACUUUAGCUGACCCUUUUCUCUCAGUAUAAAACCAAAUCAGUGCUGUUGCCUUAUAGCGACCACUCCUCACAAUGAGUUUCUUGCCAUCUUUUUGUUGCCUUUUAGAUCCUUUAUUGAUUUACUGGACACCAGUUCAUUGAAUUGAUUACAAGGGGCAUUGGUGUCCAAGAGAUUUUUGUUUUUAAAGUGGAUGAAGCCAAAUGUAUAAUUGUAAAUGACGGUAUAAACUUGCCAAAAUACGACAGGGCAUUGCCUUCAAUCAUUUCCUGGAUGUUUAUGCCCCUUCACUUUAACGGCACAUGAGGUAAACUCUUGAUUCCCUGAGCCGAGCCGCUCAGUGUCUUUAAGUGCAUGAUGCCACUGCUGCAUUUCAGUCAUGUUUGCUGUCUGUUUCCCUGUGAUGCUUGACUUCCAGAUUCUUCCUCGUCAAAGUGUAGCAAUAAUGUCUCCUAUCUCAGCCCCUUUGCAUGCUGUAGCCAGCUGGAAUCCUUUUUUGACCUGAUAGUGUAUGUAGCCAAUAGAGUGUGCAUAGCUAGCCACACCAGUCUGUACCCCCGUGGAGUUGAAGCAUGACUUAGAAAACUUAUUUUCUGUAUUGUGCGAGUGUGAUUCCUUCCUCAUGGAAUUUAAAAAAGAAAAACUUUUUUUCCUUCUUCUUUAUUAAGAAAUAUUUUCUAUUGUUAAAAUAUUCCGUUCUACUAUUUUUAUGAACUAAAAGCUGCUUUGGUCAAGAUAAGAAAACUGCUGUUUAUGAGGAGACACCCAAACCUCCGUGUCUGACUUCCUCAUACAAAUCCAGAUGAUUUAUUUUAUGGUAUAGCAUGCUACUCACAGUAUGGCUUACCACAGCCAUUAACUCUCCUCUAAUCUGUUCUAGCAUGCACUGCCUGCAAGCCUGUGGCUCUUACAUGCAUGCUUUGAUGAAACAUUCAUACAGGCCGAGCAGCGGACACACGGUGACUCUGUUUUUAAUGUAGUCCUCAUGCAUGCGCUAAAGGUAGCGGUCCUCUUGAAUGUAAGGUGCUUUUUUGACCCGUGUCUUCUUCAUGAGCUUGGUGUGCGAACUUUUUCGAGGACAUUUUUCAGGAUGGUUUGACUUUGGGGCCGGGGGGCCCUCCUCCUCCUCCUGCUGUAGUCAACAGGUAGCUGGUUUUCAAAUGUGCCAACCUAUUUUCAUAAACAUAUCAAACUUUUUGGUGUUGAGCUGUAGCACAACUGAAUGUGUGGCUACGGUUAUUGUGGAUUUUCCUUUUGUUGAAUGCCUGUCUUUUUACUGUUUUGUAACUCAAUGAUGAAAUGAUGGCAAGUGUUGAUUUUUGGAGAGAUUUAUUUGGACACCACAACCUGACUGAAACAAUGUUGUCAUUCUUCUCAUAUUUAAAAUAGAUUUAAAGUCUAUAUAGUAGCUUGAAUGCUUACUUUGAGUUUCUAAUAGAUUUAAAAAAUGAGGAUUUUUAUACACUUGCUUUAAACAGUUGAUGGAAAGUUGAUGGAAAGAAGUAAUGUACAAUAUUUUUCCUGUAAAUUGGAUAUUUUCAUACUGUAUGAUACGGGUUUCAAUUGUUAUAUGUAGGUAUUACUUGCUAUUAUUGUACAUUGUAGAGUCUUUUUCAGAGAUAUAUAAUAUGAAUGAUCCAAUAUUUGUCAAGUUCUUUUGUUGAAGAUGUAUUUAUUGAGAUGUUUUAUGUGAAUGUAAAUUUUGUUAAAGAUGAUAUUUUAUACUAAGUGUUUGCACUGCGAUGAUAUGGACGUAUUAUCAUUAUAAAAAUAAAGCCAGCGGAGACGUGUCUCCUGGGGUUA
Centropristis striata (black sea bass) is the source of this 5853-nucleotide messenger RNA. RefSeq names its product adenylate cyclase type 1-like. The record is from RefSeq and is a predicted model, not a curated record. The transcript has 20 exons. Gene Ontology annotation, biological process: cAMP biosynthetic process; adenylate cyclase-activating G protein-coupled receptor signaling pathway; intracellular signal transduction. Gene Ontology annotation, molecular function: adenylate cyclase activity. Lineage: Eukaryota; Metazoa; Chordata; Actinopteri; Perciformes; Serranidae. The coding region runs from base 239 to 3604 and encodes 1121 amino acids. Gene Ontology annotation, cellular component: plasma membrane.